This is a messenger RNA of Oryctolagus cuniculus (rabbit), 1755 nucleotides long. RefSeq names its product spermidine/spermine N1-acetyl transferase like 1 (gene SATL1). NCBI's taxonomy places the organism in Eukaryota, Metazoa, Chordata, Mammalia, Lagomorpha, Leporidae. The record is from RefSeq and is a predicted model, not a curated record. Gene Ontology annotation, molecular function: spermidine binding; diamine N-acetyltransferase activity.
AAACGGGCCGGAGUCAACAGUACGUGAGUCAAGAGGGCCGGAGUCAACUGUACGUGAGUCAAGAGGGCCGGAGUCAACCGUACGUGAGUCAAACGGGUCAGAGUCAACCGUACGUGAGUCAAGCAGGCCCGAGUCAACAGUACGUGAGUCAAGAGGGCCGGAGUCAGCCGUACGUGAGCCAAGCAGGACAGAGUCAUCCGUACGUGAGUCAAACGGGUCGGAGUCAACCGUACGUGAGUCAAGAGGGCCGGAAUCAACCGUACGUGAGUCAAGCAGGACAGAGUCAACAGUAUGUGAGCCAAGCAGGACAGAGUCAGCCGUACGUGAGUCAAACGGGUCGGAGUCAACCGUACGUGAGUCAAGAGGGCCAGAGUCAACAGUACGUGAGUCAAGAGGGCCAGAGUAAACCAUACGUGAGUCAAGAGGGCCGGAGUCAGCAGUACGUGAGUCAAGAGGGCCGGAGUCAACCGUACGUGAGUCAAGAGGGCCGGAGUCAACCGUACGUGAGUCAAGAGAGCCGGAGUCAACCGUACGUGAGUCAAACGGGUCAGAGUCAACCGUACGUGAGUCAAACGGGUCAGAGUCAACCGUACGUGAGUCAAGAGGGCCGGAGUAAACCGUACGUGAGUCAAGAGGGCCGGAGUCAGCAGUACGUGAGUCAAGAGGGCCGGAGUCAACCAUACGUGAGCCAAGCAGGACAGAGUCAUCCGUACGUGAGUCAAACGGGUCGGAGUCAACCGUACGUGAGUCAAGAGGGCCGGAGUCAACCGUACGUGAGUCAAACGGGUCAGAGUCAACCGUACGUGAGCCAAGCAGGACAGAGUCAACCGUACAUGAGUCAAGCAGGACCAAGUCAACAGUACGUGAGUCAAACGGGUCAGAGUCAACCGUACAUGAGUCAAGAGGGCCUGAGUCAAUCGUACGUAAGCCAAGCAGGCCCAAGUCAACCAUACAUGAGUCAAGCAGGCCCAAGUCAACCAAACCCGUAUCAAUUACUCAGGUGCCAAACGUGCCUGAGUCGACUCUACCAAAUCAAACCAGGCAGGAGCCAAUCAAGUCCGUGCCUAUCAGGUCCAACUCUGCUAGGGCAGAACCAAUCAGAAAGGAGGCACUCAGGCUCAAGGCAAUCAACCUGGAAGUCUGUCGGCAUAAGAACUGCAGAUGCUAAAGAUUGCCCAGAGAUACUGCGCCUGAUAAAAGAAUUGGCUGCCUGUGAUAACAUGAAAGGUGCAGUGAAGUUAACAAUAACAGAUUUGCUCAGGGAUGGAUUUGGGGAAAAUCCUCUUUUCUACUGCCUGAUUGCAGAAGUACACAAUCCACGUAAACCAACAGAGAAAAUGAUCAUUGGAUUUGCCAUGUACUACUUCACGUACGAUCUCUGGAAAGGCAAGUUACUUUACCUAGAGGACUUUUAUGUCACACAAGCUUACCGAGGUCUAGGUAUUGGAGAUGAAAUACUAAAACUGUUAACUCAGAUAGCCCUCAGAACCCAGUGUAAUGGCAUGCAGUUUCUUGUCAUCAUUUGGAACCAGGCUUCGAUUGAGUACUACACUUGUCGAGGGGCUUUAGACCUUUCCUCUGAGGAGGGCUGGCAUUUGUUCAGGUUUAACCGAGAAGAACUCUUGGAAAUGGCAGAGGAAGAAUGAGAAAGGCCUUGUAAUAACCAGGCCCAAUAUGGGCUCCAACAUUUGCAUGUCAUCUUAGUCCAACAGCAGUUUGACUUUGAAUGUUGUACAAUAAAGCAAGUGAUCAUAA